Messenger RNA from Lagopus leucura (white-tailed ptarmigan), 984 nucleotides. It is a transcript of the gene GPR82, whose product is annotated as G protein-coupled receptor 82. The coding region runs from base 1 to 984 and encodes 327 amino acids. The record is from RefSeq and is a predicted model, not a curated record. The transcript has a single exon. Gene Ontology annotation, cellular component: membrane. Gene Ontology annotation, biological process: G protein-coupled receptor signaling pathway. Gene Ontology annotation, molecular function: G protein-coupled receptor activity. Lineage: Eukaryota; Metazoa; Chordata; Aves; Galliformes; Phasianidae.
AUGAGAAAUUCAACAUGCGUUCUUCACCCAUCGACAGCUACUACUGUAGCUCUCCCAGUCAUCUACUGUUUCCUAUUUAUUACUGGCAGUUUUGGAAAUAUUCUCGCUGCUUGGGUGUUUUCAAGACAAGCAUCCACAAAAAGAACACAGCAUAUUUAUCUGGUAAAUCUCAUCACUGCUAAUUUGCUCGUAUGUAGCACCAUGCCUUUUGUGGCUGGCUAUUUUGCAAAAGGGCACCAAUGGACAUAUGGCUCUGAUGUAUGCAGAGUAGCGUAUCACUUCGGAACUAUCAUUAUGCACGUCUGCACAUACGUUACAAUCAUCAUGUUGUGUACAAUCGCUUUAAGUCAGUAUGCAACGCUGAAGAAAAACAAUGAUGCACGACACUCCCAAGCAGUCACAAAAAACUUGUACAAAUGUGGACUUCAGAAGUUUCGUCAGCCAAAGUUCGCUAAAUAUUUUUGUAUCUUUAUAUGGCUCGUUGUGUUGUGCGUAACGGUAACAGCUAUCACAUACGAUGCUCGGGCAAGGAGGGGGCAAACAUUUCACACAUGUUACAACAUGAAGGUAGAAAUAGGUGAAUUUACUGCAAGGACUGCAGCUUCUUUUGCUACUGCUUGUUUUUUUCUAUUUUUUCUAACUGUUUUGUUAUCAUACUAUUCCCUCACCAGACACCUGAGUAAAAUACAAAAAAACACCCACAUUGGACAAAACCAUAUGAUUUACAGAACAGUGAAAAGAAACAUUCUUGUCAUCCAGAUAAUUUUAACUGCCUGCUUUCUUCCGUACCAUAUUUUCAGGCCCAUAUUUUAUGUAUUGCUUCCAGAAGAAGACUGUUCAAAGCUAAACUAUCUAGUAGAAAUUAAAAACUUCCUUACUUGUCUGUGUGUUUCUAGGAGUAGCAUAGAUCCAGUUACAACCCUUCUGCUAGAUAAAACAUUUAAGAAAAGUCUGUACAGUCUGUUUAAAAAAAUCCACACCUGA